AAACAAUAACACUUCUAAUCUUUCCACGUAUUGGUUUUUUCUAAACUUCCCGAUUCCUGGCCGUUCCGAUCCCUCUACCGGCUUCAAGGCUCAGAACAUACCUGCCCAGGUGCAGUAUCAAACAUGAUACAACAUCCUCGAGGCUUCAAAAAUCGUGCCGGCAAGGAGAGCCUUGUCAAACACUUGACAAAAAAGCGCGACUCGACGCUGCCAAACCUCGACAUGGCUUCGCCUGUAGAAGGCUCUCUCACGUCCCCAAUCGUAACCCUCGUAGUCGGACGUGAGCAGCGUCUAUUUGCAGCUCAUCAGGACGUUCUCUCUGCCUCUCCCUACCUCCGAAACGCUUGUCGGACGGCUAGUUUCGAUUCCGCCAACACCCGAAGGGUCGUGCUGUCUGAUGAAGAGCCAGAAGCUUUCUCCUGUAUUCUUGAAUAUCUCUAUAAGGGAGACUAUUCACCGCGUCUGCUUCACGACAAGAAGCACGAUGCUUGGUAUUUGGAACGAAUCGAGGAUGGCCAUCCGUAUCAAAACCCAAAUGAGGUAGAAGCUCGGGGCCAGCGUCCGACAAUCAGUGUUGCUGGACUUGACGGAUUGAUUCUUAGAGAAACCGUCGUCUAUUCGUACGCGGAGAAAUACGGCCUAGAGGAACUCAAGCGUUUAGCACUCCGUAAACAAGGCCUCCAGAGUGGCAUUGAAGUAGCAACAGUGUUGCGGUCCGCUCGCUUUGCGUACGACAAUACUCCAGACUCUGAAUCUCGCCUGCGAGCCCACUAUCUGGCUCUCAUUAUCCAAUGCCGUGAGACGUUCAAGCGAAGCGGCACAAUGCAGAUGGAGAUGGAAAUUGGCGGGAAGCUCUUCUUCGACUUAUUUGUUGCUAUGUGCAACCAUCUGGAUGACCUUAUGGAUGCCACUGACGGGCAACCAUGACCUCGUGAACAGCAAAUCUGAUAAAGAACGUCAUCAAUAUAUUCACGAACAACGAAACCAAAGAUAUCAAUGGCAGUAAUCGACGACGAAAUUGUUCAUCCUUGUAUUGCGUAAAUUUGUUUUUAGACCAGAAUGCUGACUCGCGUCAGAAGAUACCCACAUCGGAUAUUAGUUUUUAUGCCGCUUCAUUACCUUCAAGGAUUACUCUAUACACAGCAUACCAGUUUCCAUAUCAGUUUUUCUGGGACUUAAUCGGACGGAAACUCCCUUCUUUCGAUCAGACUGACGUAUCUUAUUAUUUCUAUAUAUGCGGAGCAUUAUGAGCUCAAAGAAUUUAGCUUAAUGAUAAUCGUAUAUUCUCAAUGGUUUAAUACAAA
Xylona heveae TC161 is the source of this 1304-nucleotide messenger RNA. RefSeq lists its product as hypothetical. The transcript has 3 exons. Gene Ontology annotation, molecular function: protein binding. NCBI's taxonomy places the organism in Eukaryota, Fungi, Ascomycota, Xylonomycetes, Xylonales, Xylonaceae. Bases 124 to 927 code for a protein of 267 amino acids. The record is from RefSeq and is a predicted model, not a curated record.